Molecule: messenger RNA, 685 nt
Organism: Chenopodium quinoa (quinoa)
Lineage: Eukaryota; Viridiplantae; Streptophyta; Magnoliopsida; Caryophyllales; Amaranthaceae
Product: 60S ribosomal protein L27-2-like
Exons: 1
Coding region: 114-521 (135 amino acids)
Biological process (GO): translation
Cellular component (GO): cytosolic large ribosomal subunit; ribosome
Molecular function (GO): structural constituent of ribosome
Source: RefSeq, a predicted model, not a curated record
CCCAUUACUAACCCUAAACCAACCCCAUUUCUCAAACCCCUACUUCUUCUCUGCCGAUAACAAAACUCAUCCCUCUUUCCAGAGGAGAGAGAGAGAGCAAAAAAACCCUAAAAAUGGUGAAGUUUCUGAAAACAGGAAAAGCCGUAAUCCUCCUUCAAGGGCGAUACGCAGGUCGGAAGGCAGUAAUCGUGCGCAACUUCGACGAAGGUAGCCGGGAUCGCCGUUACGGACACUGCCUUGUCGCCGGCAUCAACAAGUACCCGAAGAAGGUGAUUCGCAAGGAUUCCGCAAAGAAGCAGGCGAAGAAAUCGAGGGUGAAAUGCUUCGUCAAAGUUGUGAAUUACAAUCACAUAAUGCCUACUCGUUACACUCUUGAUGUUGAUCUUAAGGAUGUUGUUUCUACUGAUGUUCUUCAGUCUAAGGAUAAGAAGGUUACUGCUGCUAAAGAGACUAAGUCUAGGUUUGAGGAGAGGUUUAAGACUGGGAAGAAUCGUUGGUUUUUCUCCAAACUCAGGUUCUAGAGAAUUACAGAUUUAUCAACCAGAGUAAUUUUUUAUGCUUUUUUUUUUGUUUGUCUAUUUCAAUGUUGGGAUUAAACUGUGGUUUUUAAUUUUGUUUAGGAGUUGUUUUUGUUUGGGAAUUUUGGCUGAUUAUGAUAUAUGAUGAACCCAUUUUAUCACUGCUA